Messenger RNA from Mollisia scopiformis, 1722 nucleotides. RefSeq names its product subtilisin-like protein. Lineage: Eukaryota; Fungi; Ascomycota; Leotiomycetes; Helotiales; Mollisiaceae. The record is from RefSeq and is a predicted model, not a curated record. Bases 352 to 1605 code for a protein of 417 amino acids. The transcript is spliced from 7 exons. Gene Ontology annotation, molecular function: serine-type endopeptidase activity. Gene Ontology annotation, biological process: proteolysis.
GCUGCUGGAUUCAGUCAAGUGAUAAAUUUUUCUUUUCGACAAAAUGUUUGAUGCCAAUCUGUUCUUCACCAGCAAGCCACAGCCGCUUCUGUCCUGGCCACUCCACAUGUUGAGGUUCACUGGCGACGACCAGCCCUGAUUCACCUCGAGCUCGUCGAAUCUCCACAAGGCGUGAAAUGUUCCUUACUUUCAGCCUUGGGUUUUGCGAUUCUUCAGACCAAAGGAUGUCUCCAGUGGAAGUGGCUGGAAAGUGGUGUAAAAGAAGUUCAUCCCCACUUGUUAUCUCGUAAAGUCUCAGUCCAGCGUCGAGUUUCUGUCAUCUAUCACCUCUGCGUCGGAGAAUGUUUCGGAAUGCAUUUAUCGUCUACUUUAUCUUUGGUUUUCAUCCUUCCCUUGAUUUAUGCCUUCCCGUUCCGAACACAACAGAUUGGAAGAGCAGCACAAGAUGUACGACCAGGGAAUUAUAUCCUACGAUACCAUGACUAUGUUAGCGAUGCAGAUGUGCUGAAGCAUGAAGCAAUAAUCCAGGCCAAGCUCGGCAUAGGGUGUACGACGAUCUACAACUUCAACACUUUCAAAGGCUGUCAUCUGGAAACCGAUCCCGCAGGGCUACAAGCUGUCGCAUCUCCACUCAUCCUCUCCUCCGAACCCGACUCCCUCUUCUCCAUCUCCCCCCGCCCAGCACCGCUCCCACCCGUCACCGUCCGCCCAAACUCCAGCAUCUCGACCUCGUCCCAUGACAUGUCGACCGAGACAGGUGCGCCCUGGGGUCUAGGCCGCAUCUCCCAUAAGAAAGCCGGGAAUAGUAGUUAUGUGUUCGAUGCGAGUGCUUGUGCGGGAACGACGAUUUAUGUGAUUGAUACUGGGAUCAGGAUAACACAUGUUGAGUUUGGAGGACGCGCGAGGUACGGGGCGAGUUUUGUGACGGGGGUUGUGCUGCCAGCCGAUGACCAUGGACACGGGACUCACGUUUCUGGCACGGCAGCCGGAUCCUCAGUCGGUGUGUGCCACGGGGCGGAAGUCGUUGCGGUGAAAGUCCUUGAUAGCACGGGAUUUGGGUACAAUACUUGGAUCAUUGCUGGAAUCCAAUGGGCCGUGAAUGUUGCCCUCUCGAGAUCAAACACAACUCGGCAGUCUGUGAUCAGUAUUUCGAUCGGAGGUGGCUACUCACCAACUCUCAAUGCUGCUGUGACGGCUGCUGUUGCAGCAGGACUUCCCGUCUCAGUAGCAGCGGGAAAUAAUGGAGAAGAUAGCUCCCUCUUCUCACCAUCCUCAGCCGUUAACGCGAUGAUCGUCGGCGCAACCGACAUUUCGGACAACAAAGCCUACUUCUCGAAUUAUGACAAGGGAGUCAGUAUCUGGGUUCCCGGAGUCGAUGUGUUAAGUGCGUUCAAUACCUGCGAUCAAUGUUACUUUUGGUAUAGUGGGACUAGUCAGGCAACGCCUCAUGUUGCUGGUUUGGCUGCUUAUCUCAUGACGUUGGAUGAUUUGUCGACACCGAGUAAGAUAUUGAGUAAGAUUCGAAGUUUGGCGACGAAUAGGUUGAUUGUUGGGUCAUUGGGAGGGUCGUCUAAUAAAUUGGCUUAUAAUGGGAAUGGUGCUUAAAAUGGAGCUGGAGCUUCUCUAAUGAUAUUGGUUUUCCUAACGAAUGAGAAAUGUACUCCACGAACAGGUCUCGACAUAACCAAAUGAUAGGCACCACUCAGUACCAGGAAUUUACAA